Messenger RNA from Mangifera indica (mango), 1272 nucleotides. Its product is annotated as DNA-directed RNA polymerase V subunit 7-like. The record is from RefSeq and is a predicted model, not a curated record. NCBI's taxonomy places the organism in Eukaryota, Viridiplantae, Streptophyta, Magnoliopsida, Sapindales, Anacardiaceae. Gene Ontology annotation, molecular function: single-stranded RNA binding; single-stranded DNA binding. The transcript is spliced from 2 exons. The coding region runs from base 538 to 1164 and encodes 208 amino acids. Gene Ontology annotation, biological process: DNA-templated transcription initiation.
UAAUAAUAUACAAAAAUAUUUACGCGUGAUAUUGCUCUUAAAGAACUGGAGGCAGGGAUGGGAAAAAGUCACUCCACAGAGACGUGGCUGACACCAGAAUCCCACAAGGAUUGGGAUUGGGCCAUUGGGUAUUCGGCUAUAUCCUGACCUAUUGCUAUCCCUGUACCAUUAUAUAUCUCCUUGAAAAAAUUCACAUGACGAAUAGUAAUUUUUAAGCUCAAAUAUCCAUUUCCGGAAUUUGGGUUACCGCUAUACAAUAAUUUUCUUAAUAGAAUCCGGUUCUUCUCAUCAAAGUUGAAUGGUUUGAUGCAGAAAUGGGAAUUUUGUUACAGCUUUUGAGUGCCUCAUUAGUAGGAAUCCAGCCAUAAGAAAAUGAAAAAUACUAAUAAUGGGGAAGUUUUAGUCAAAAAGCCUUAAAUGGAUUCUAGAAAUCCUUCUUCAGCGAUAAGAUGGGGUCCUGGUAGGAGGUCACUCUCGAUUAAAAUCUCUCCCUUCCAAUUAGAGUGUGAUCUUCAAAUUAGGGUGUGAUCUAGAUUCAUGCUUUCCAGCUGGGUUGCUUUUCCGGUUCAUUCUAUCGCAGAGAUGAUUUAUGAAGUAGAAUUGCACAGGACUCUGAUAGCACGCCCUGUAAGAAGCUCAGAUGGAAAACUACUGGUUUCCGGGAGGUAUCUCUUAACACAGGUGCUGGAGAUCUUGUCUCAAGAAAAGGCCAGCAAUGAGCAUGGUGUCUUUCUUGCAGUAAAUAGCUUGAAGAACAUUGACAAAGGCCAAGUUUUGGAUGAAUCAGGCUGUACGUCCUUCACUGUAACGGUUCAAUGUCGCAGCUUCAAGCCUGAAGUGGGUGAUGUUUUGCAGGGAUUCGUUCAUUACAUAUUUCAAGAAGGGGUGUUUUUGCAGACGGGGCCUGUGAGAUAUGGGUUUCUUCCAUUUAUGAAGAUGCCUGGCUACUUGUAUUUUCCUGCUGCUGAACAGGAUCCAUUUUUCUUGCAAGGCGAAACAAAUAAAAAGAUAAAGAUGGGUAGUGUGGUGCAGUUUGUGGUGCUUGGAGUGAGUUGGAUAGAGGAAACGGCUCAUGUUGUGAGGGAAUUUGCGCUGGUUGCUGGCAUAGAUCGUGAAGGCCUGGGCCCAGUUUACCUUCCUGGAACCGCUGAAAUCAACCAGUGAAUUGAAUCUUCUGCGUUUGCAGCCCCUGGAAAAUUUUUUCCUGUUUUGAUUUUUGUUGAAUUUGCUCAUGCUGCUAAUAAAACCUGAGAGGCUGCUUAUCCUUUUCAA